Triticum aestivum (bread wheat) is the source of this 978-nucleotide messenger RNA. RefSeq names its product trithorax group protein osa. The transcript has a single exon. Lineage: Eukaryota; Viridiplantae; Streptophyta; Magnoliopsida; Poales; Poaceae. The record is from RefSeq and is a predicted model, not a curated record. The coding region runs from base 47 to 679 and encodes 210 amino acids.
UCGAGCAGCCACUUCACACAGGCAAGCAAGUGGUAGAGGUUGAGCCAUGGCAGCUCCGAGAGCAGUCGUCCUCUGCGUCCUGCUGGCGGUCGCCGUCGCCAACGCCGAGGCGGCGUCGGUCAUCGUCGGCCUGGCCAAGUGCGCCGACUGCACCAGGAAGAGCAUGAAGUCCGAGGAAGCCUUCAAGGCUCUGCAGGUGGCGAUCAAGUGCAAGAACAGCGCUGGCGAGUACGAGAGCAAGGCCGUGGGCGCCCUCAACGGCACUGGCGCUUUUAGCGUGCCCCUGGCCGCCGACCUCCACGGCGCCGACUGCGUCGCGCAGCUCCACAGCGCGUCCUCCAACGCGCCGUGCCCCGGCCAGGAGCCGUCCAAGAUCGUGCCGGUGUCCGAGGGCAGCACCUACGGCGUCGUCGCUGGCGACAACACCGCCACGCCGUCCGCGGCGUCGCCGGAGUGCGCGUUCAUGUCCCUGUGCGGGCCGAUCAAGAAGCACAUCAUGGAGCACUUCCACCACAAGAAGCCCGUGCCGCCCAAGCCAGAGCCCAAGCCCCAGCCCCACCCGGACUACGGCCCCGUGCCCAAACCAGAGCCCAAGCAGCCCCACCCGGACUACCACCCCGUCCCUCCUACGCCCACCUACGGCGGCGGCGGUGGCGGUGGAUACCACGGACACCACUGAGUCCGGUCCACCACCGUCCUAACCAGCGAUGAAAUCUCAUCAGCGGGUUGGUGAUCAGUGAGUGAUAGACCUUGUUAUUUAUGAUCGCUUUGCAUGCGUGGGUACGUUGUUUGGUUUUCUGCCUCGUUUUAGUAUCUGCACUACAGAAUUGAGAGUUCAGAAUAACAGUCAUGUACUACGAGUGUAUCAGGCGAGUGUGAGGGGGUGGUUUGUGUGUUGCUUGCCUUAUCAAGACUUUGUAAUUUCAGUGUGUGUUUUGUAUAACAAGUUAUUAUGAAUGAAUCAAGUAAUUUAAACAA